This is a messenger RNA of Camelina sativa (false flax), 1011 nucleotides long. Its product is annotated as peptide methionine sulfoxide reductase A1. Lineage: Eukaryota; Viridiplantae; Streptophyta; Magnoliopsida; Brassicales; Brassicaceae. Gene Ontology annotation, molecular function: peptide-methionine (S)-S-oxide reductase activity. Gene Ontology annotation, biological process: cellular response to oxidative stress. Gene Ontology annotation, cellular component: cytoplasm. The record is from RefSeq and is a predicted model, not a curated record.
AGCAAUCGCUAUUGAAAACGCAAACGUAAACGUAAACGCAAACGCAAACGCAAACGCGAAGUUGAUGACCGUCAUGAUAAAAAAUUGUUCCGCAGGAUGAGCCGACGCUUCCUCCUCACCACUCUCCUCUGUUUCUCUCUGUCUCUGUGUCUACAAGAUAUCUCCAUGAACAUACUAAACAAGCUCGGUAUAGGAUCAAGUAGACAAACCAACAUGGAUCCUUCUCCGAUCGCACAAGGUCCCGACGACGACGCUCCGGCGCCGGGAAACCAGUUUGCUCAAUUCGGCGCCGGUUGUUUCUGGAGCGUGGAGUUAGCGUACCAGAGAGUUCCAGGAGUGACGCAAACAGAGGUUGGCUAUUCUCAAGGGAUCACUCACAACCCUUCUUACGAAGAUGCUUGUUCAGGCACCACGAAUCAUGCUGAGGUGGUUCGUGUUCAGUAUGAUCCAAAAGAGUGUAGUUAUGAGUCGCUGCUUGAUUUGUUCUGGUCUAGGCAUGAUCCCACCACUUUGAAUCGCCAGGGAAACGAUGUGGGAACCCAAUACCGAUCAGGGAUAUAUUUCUACAACUCUGAGCAAGAGAAACUAGCACGCGAGUCACUGGAGCGUCACCAGCAACAAGUUGAUAGGAAGAUUGUGACAGAGAUAUUACCGGCUAAGAAAUUUUACAGAGCCGAAGAACAUAACCAGCAAUCCUUGUCUAAAGGAGGGAGGUUUGGUCUUAAGCAAUCCAGUGCGAAAGGCUGCAACGACCCAAUCCGCUGCUAUGGCUAAAGAAAAGCCUUGCUUCUACACCCAAAAAAAAGCAGAGGAUGCUUCUACUUAUCUAUUAUAGACUAGAGAUGUUGUGUUUAAAGAUUGCAAUCAUGUGUCUUGUUCUUGUUCAUAAAACAUAUUCUGAGUGUUUCAAAUCGCUUAGAUUGUUCAUCUUGUGUUAUACUUGUCCCUUUUAUUAAAAAAACAGUUGGUGUAAAAAAGGGUAAAGAGUCGGUAAAAAUGUCAUUUAAACCA